This is a messenger RNA of Myxocyprinus asiaticus (Chinese sucker), 9389 nucleotides long. RefSeq names its product ATPase phospholipid transporting 11A (gene atp11a). The transcript is spliced from 30 exons. NCBI's taxonomy places the organism in Eukaryota, Metazoa, Chordata, Actinopteri, Cypriniformes, Catostomidae. Gene Ontology annotation, cellular component: recycling endosome; trans-Golgi network; endoplasmic reticulum. The record is from RefSeq and is a predicted model, not a curated record. Gene Ontology annotation, molecular function: ATPase-coupled intramembrane lipid carrier activity; ATP hydrolysis activity; ATP binding. Gene Ontology annotation, biological process: phospholipid translocation. The coding region runs from base 413 to 4051 and encodes 1212 amino acids.
AGGGCUCUACUACACCGAGAUAGGAGAGUGAGUACGUCAGUACACCAUAGAAUAGCCCAUAGGUACACUUGACAAGGAAGAAGUGGCUAGUCCCUUAAAAUAUUAAGGCAAAACCUUGAAAAACGAGAGCUUGGCGUUUUCCCCUCCAUUCCAGUGUGUAUGCAGGUGACACCGAGGAAGCAUGACACUAUGAUAGUGCUUGGACUUUAUAGUAGCCUUCUUCAUUUCAAUAGGUGAUCAUUAGAUGUAAUAAUCGCCGUAGUCGUGUAGGACUGUCAGUUGUCAAACCGAAAAGAAGACCGCAGGAGACAGUCAUGGAUCAGAGAGUUGAUAGAAUGAUCAGCUAGCGUUUUAUGUGCCCAUUCUACUAUAGAGAAACCGAAGACAGCGCACCUGGAGCGGCUCGGGCAGAAUGGAUUUCAGCACCAUUCGGAAUCUCAUCACAAGAUACUGUACAGGAGAGGAGAGCUGGGUGGACAGCAGGACGGUGUAUAUUGGACAUAAAGAACCUCCUCCAGGAACUGAAGCGUACAUUCCACAGAGAUUUCCUGACAACAGAAUCGUCUCCUCAAAGUAUACUUUUUGGAAUUUUAUACCAAAGAAUCUGUUUGAGCAGUUCAGAAGAAUCGCCAAUUUCUAUUUCCUGAUCAUCUUUCUAGUGCAGCUGAUCAUUGACACUCCCACCAGUCCUACGACCAGCGGUCUGCCACUUUUCUUUGUCAUCACUGUCACGGCCAUUAAACAGGGCUAUGAGGACUGGAUCAGGCACAAAGCAGACAAUGCUGUAAACCGAUGUCCAGUCCACGUCAUCCAACAUGGCAAAGUCGUACGAGAACAGAGUCAAAAGCUACGGGUGGGUGAUAUUGUCCAGGUAAAAGAGGAUGAGACAUUUCCGUGUGACCUCAUACUGCUCUCCUCCAGUCGAGACGAUGGAACAUGUUUCGUCACUACAGCCAGCUUAGACGGAGAGUCCAGCCAUAAGACCUAUUAUGCAGUUCAGGACACAAAGGCAUUCAACACAGCAGAGGAGGUGGACACACUACAUGCUACCAUAGAAUGUGAACAACCCCAGCCAGACCUGUACAAAUUUGUUGGACGCAUCAAUAUUUAUUUGGAACGAGAAGAGCCCAUCGCAAGACCUCUGGGAUCUGAGAACUUGCUGCUCCGAGGGGCCACACUGAAAAACACUGAAUGCAUAUAUGCUGUGGCCAUCUACACAGGCAUGGAAACCAAAAUGGCCCUUAACUACCAGUCCAAGUCUCAAAAGCGCUCAGCCGUUGAAAAAUCUAUGAAUGCCUACCUGAUUGUGUACCUCUGCAUUCUGAUCAGUAAAGCUCUGAUUAAUACUGUACUGAAGUACGUCUGGCAGGCUGACCCGAACAGAGACGAGCCCUGGUACAACCAGAAAACAGAGACGGAGAGACAACGGCAUGUGUUAAUCCGAGCGUUCACUGAUUUCCUGGCCUUCAUGGUUUUAUUCAACUACAUCAUUCCUGUGUCAAUGUAUGUAACUGUGGAGAUGCAGAAGUUUCUGGGCUCAUACUUUAUUCUGUGGGACGAUGACAUGUUUGACGAGGAGCUCGGAGAGAGACCGCUCGUCAAUACAUCAGACCUUAAUGAAGAACUGGGACAGGUGGAAUAUGUCUUCACAGACAAGACAGGCACUUUGACCGAAAAUAACAUGGAGUUGAGAGAAUGUUGUGUGGAUGGGCAUGUUUAUGUGCCACAUGCCAUCUGUAAUGGGCAGAUCUUACCUGGAGCUGCUGGCAUGGACAUGAUUGACUCUUCUCCAGGCGUAGAUGGAAAGGAGCGUGAGGAGCUGUUUUUCCGUGCAUUGUGUCUGUGUCACACAGUCCAGGUGAAGGAAGAGGAGACGGUGGAUGGCAUUAAGCGAGGAAUCCAUCAAGGCAAAUCCACCUCUUUCUACAUCUCCUCUUCUCCAGACGAGGUGGCACUGGUGGAGGGCAUGAAGAGGUUGGGCUUUACCUAUCUGCGUCUGAAGGACAGUCACAUGGAGAUCCUAAACCGAGAUGAUGAGACGGAGAGAUUUGAAUUGUUGGAGGUGUUGAAUUUUGAUUCUGUGAGGAGGAGAAUGAGUGUAAUCGUAAGAUCAAACACAGGAGAGUACUACUUAUUCUGUAAAGGCGCAGAUUCCUCGAUUUUCCCACGAGUGGUUUCUGGGAAGGUGGAGCAGGUCAGAGCGCGAGUAGAGCACAACGCUGUGGAGGGUUUACGGACUCUUUGUGUGGCAUAUAAGAAGCUGACUCAUGAAGAGUAUGAGAAGGUGUGCCGUCUCCUGAACAGUGCCAAACUGGCUUUGCAUGAACGUGACAAGAAACUGGCUGAAGCUUAUGAUGUCAUCGAGAAGGAUUUCAUCCUGCUGGGAGCCACGGCUGUGGAAGACAGGCUUCAGGAUAAAGCAGCAGACACUAUUGAGUCCCUGCACAAGGCUGGUAUGAAGGUAUGGGUCCUCACAGGGGACAAAAUGGAGACUGCAGCAGCCACAUGCUAUGCCAGCAAGCUGUUCCAUCGCAAUACACAGAUCCUGGAACUAACAACCAAAAGGACAGAAGAGCAGAGUCUCCACGAUGUUCUGUUUGAUCUGAGCAGGACCGUCCUGAGACAACAUGGCAGCAUGACCAGGGACACUUUCUCGGGGCUCUCGGGUGAUUGCCAGGAUUAUGGUCUGAUAAUCGAUGGGGCGACAUUGUCAGCUGUACUGAAGCCGACACAGGAAGGUACCAGCAGUGGAGGAAACUAUAAGGAGAUUUUCCUGGAAAUCUGCAGAAACUGCAGUGCAGUCCUUUGCUGUCGUAUGGCACCCUUACAAAAAGCACAGAUUGUUAAGAUGAUAAAAGCAUCAAAAGAACACCCAAUCACGCUAGCCAUUGGAGACGGUGCCAAUGAUGUCAGCAUGAUUCUUGAAGCUCACGUGGGCAUAGGGAUCAUGGGUAAAGAGGGGCGUCAGGCGGCCCGUAACAGUGACUAUGCAAUUACCAAGUUCAAACACCUGAAGAAGAUGCUGCUGGUUCACGGGCAUUACUAUUACAUCAGAAUCGCUGAGCUGGUCCAGUACUUCUUCUAUAAGAAUGUGUGCUUUAUCUUCCCUCAGUUUCUCUAUCAGUUCUUCUGUGGCUUCUCUCAGCAGCCACUGUACGACACGGCAUAUCUGACCUUGUACAAUAUCAGCUUCACGUCAUUACCCAUCCUCCUGUACAGCUUGAUGGAGCAGCACAUUAACAUGGACAUCCUCAAACGGGACCCCUCUCUGUACAGAGAUAUUGCGAAGAACUCCCUCCUAAGAUGGCCUAUCUUCAUCUACUGGACAUUUCUUGGGGUUUUUGAUGCAAUGGUCUUCUUCUUUGGUGCUUUCUUCCUUUUUGACAACACGACCUUCACCAGCAACGGACAGCUAAUGGCCACCAACACACAGAUGAUGUUUGGAAAUUGGACUUUUGGAACACUCGUUUUCACUAUCAUGGUGUUCACGGUCACGUUAAAGCUUGCCCUGGACACACAUUACUGGACGUGGAUCAACCACUUUGUAAUAUGGGGGUCUCUGCUUUUCUAUGUGAUCUUCUCUCUCCUGUGGGGAGGCAUCAUUUGGCCUUUCCUGAACUAUCAGAGGAUGUACUAUGUGUUCAUGCAGAUGUUGUCCAGUGGUCCCGCAUGGCUCAGUAUAAUCCUGCUGAUAAUAGUCAGUCUUUUGCCUGAUGUGGUGAAGAAAGUGUUAUGUAGAGCUCUAUGGCCAACAACCACAGAGAGAAUACAGAAUGCUGAUAGACUAUAUAAGGGCCACCUGUCAGAGUUCACCCCCCUGUCCUCCCUCCACGCUCCACCUGCACGGAAACACGACAGACAUGGCAACGAGAGCCAGAACCACGCCCACCACAGGUCUGACUUCUCCCCUUCCAAAAAACUAAUGUGCACCUACUGGGGGGGCAGGCCUGACUACUGCACCUUCAACUCCUAUCUCCGAAUUGGGGAAAACCCAAGAAUUUCCAGGGCAGCUUACGCUAACAGUUCACCAGGGCCUGAGACCUCUGUUUGAUGGUUUAAAAAAAAAAAAAACAUUUGAAUCUGGUUUAGUCUAUACUAGAUUUCUGAUUUUGGCCCAGAUUAUCCCAAAUUCAAGACUGGGAUUAUAUCUAGACCCAUCUUGACUUCUUAUCCAUGUCAUUAUCUUAAACAAAAGCACUGAAAUGCACACUUAUGGUGUCUAUUUACUGUACACACAUGGGUGAUAGUGAUGCUGUGUGUAAUUUGUGGGAUAGAGGAGGGCCAAACAGAAUUGCCUACAUCAACUGCAAGUGUGGCAUACUGUGCUAAGCAGCCUUGGGAUCUAUUUACCUUGUUCUCUUUAUGUAGAGUGUGUGGAUAUUUAAACGUGAGAGUGUGUUCCCUUUACACUGUGGUUUGUGCGUGUUUGUGUGUUAGUUCGCUCACACCCUCUUGUAAUCCUUCAUGUGAAAAAUUACUUGAAACAACUACACUGGACAGUAGUAGCACAAUCCUUCCCUUAUCAAGCACUGAUACAAUAUGUCUGAAUUUCAACAUGUGGAUGAAAAAAUGGCCUUGGAUGCUCUUAAAACUGACUGUCCUGUUUUUUCUUUUCUCUUUUUUUCUCUCGUUUCCCUUCCCUUUUUUCCUGUGCUCCUUCUCUUUUCUCGUCCUACUUUUUUUAAAUUUUUUUUAUAGAACUAACUGGUGUUGCUUUUGUGCAAACCUGUUAUCGAGGAACACUCCAUAGGCUGCAAUUAUCUUAGUCCGAUUGCAUUGUAAGUGUCUAAAUUUAGCCAGUUCUGUUGCUGCACUAUACUAGAGCGACAUAGGUGUGUGUACCAUGGGUGUUUGCAUAGGCAUUUGUUAGAACUACAAGAAGACAUGUUGUAAAUGGACUGUCAUUAUAUUCCACUUUUUAACUUUAAGAAUGGUGGAAAUUAUACAUUGUGACAUUACUCACAUUCUACGGUUCAGAAGUACUAAAACCAUUAACUAAGGCCACGUCCACGCUAAUAUGUUUUCUUUUUAAAAAAGCAUUGAUUUCGCCACAUUUACGGCUCUCAUCCACACUAGAAUGCAGUUUCAGAACGCUCUCCAUUACUGUGUACUUUGGAAAACGGUGAAACCUAAAACCUAAAAAAAUGGGUUUUCAAACGAAAACAGAUUAGUGUGGACUUGGCCUAUGGGGCCAUUCAGACUGAAUGUGUUUUUGUGUUAAAAAAAAGCUAAAACAUAACAAAUAAAAAAAAAGGCAAAAUACUUGAAAAACAUUGAGACACAGCGAAACGGCCAAAAAUGUCCGUCUAGCACAUUUACUUCGAAAAACAGCGUAUAAGAAGGCAAAAACGUGCUCCGUGUGAAUGGCCCCUUGUUAAAGUUGAUGGCAACCAGUUACUCUGUCUUAGCUGCUUGACGAUUUGCUUUAAAAUUCUACAACCCCCUAAUCAAAUAUUCCUUUAGCCUAGUUUUCUAGUAUAGUAUCAGAAAUAUAAUGCUAAAGGCUACGUUAGCACAACUAGCGACCUUAACAUAACUGUUCUGCCUUAAUACAGUGUUUCCCAUCUUGUGCACCGCAGUUUGGAACCAAAGGUUGUAAACAAAGUGAAAUACAGAGUAUAUUAAUGUGUGUUAGUUGCCUUAUGCUGAAAGAAAAUUGGAGGGAAAGUAUUUGAUGGCAUAAGAAGAAUCACACCAUAUUGCCUUAAGUUGACGUUGCACCAGCUGAGGAUGUAGACAGAUAAAAGUAGUACUCGACAUCUUCCAGUGCAAGCAAAACAACCCAGGGCUCCUAAAAAAACAUUGUACAGCUUGCAUCGUAGCAGACAAAGAUGUCAGAAAGUGACAUUUGACAUUUCCAUUGGUCCAAAUGUCUAUAUAGGCUCACAAAAGUACAGACGAACUUCUGUGUCUGUGUAUUUUCAUGAUUGUACUGUAACAUCCUAUUUGGCUGUUCCCAAAGUGUUUUGUCUGUAAUUCUUGGAGCCCUGUGCUGCGUUGCUUGCAUCAUUUCUUUGUUGCACAUUACUAUUUCAUCAUCGUCUGAUUUAAGUCAGAUGUAAUUAGACCGUGCUACUGUUCACAAACAAGUCAUUAAACUUACAGCCUAAGCAAGGUCAGCAUCACAGAUGGCCUCUCUUCACUGUCCUGUGCACUCUGUUUGGAGAAAUGCCUCCUUUCUAGUUGCAUAGAAAAUUAGCUUUUUAAAAUGUAUCCAGAGAACGUGCCUCACAACUUAUGACUUACCUGUUUAAUAAGAUAACAUUCUCAUGAUUGCUAUUUCAUCUGUCCAUUAUGUUAAGUCACAUUCAUGUGAAUUCAAACUGAAUUUGAAUUGAAAUCCAAUGUGAAAGUAGUUCUAAGUCAUGACUUAAAUAUUUAAUAUGAUAAUGUUCUCAUAAAAACAGUCCAAAAAUUUAGAUUUGAUUACACAUAGUUCAGGUUGAUCUCUGUCCAGUAUAUUAAUUCACUUUCACACUAAUUCCAACUGAAUUUGAAUUGAAAUCCAGUGUGAAAGCAGUUCAAUGUAGUGACUUAACUGUUUAAUAAGAUAACAUUUCCAUUAAAAGUAUUAUAUCAGUGGAUUGCUUUUUUACCCUUUGAUCGGUUCGUUCUCUGUCCAGUAAAUUAAUUCACGUUCACACUAAUUUAGACUGAAACUGAAUUGAAAUCCAAUGUGAUAGUAGUUUAGUGUCAUGACUCAUCUGUUUAAUAAGGUAAUAUUCUCCAAAAAAAAAAAAAAAAAAAAAUUGCUCUUUCAUGACCUAUAGUUCAGUUUCAUCUCUGUUUAGUAUAUUCAUUCACAUUCACACUAAUUCAGACUGAAACUGAAUUGAAAUCCAAUGCGAUAGUAGUUCAGUCACGACUCGCCUGUUUAAUAAAUUAACAUUCUCUUUAAAAACAGUCAAAAAAUGGCUGUUUCACGACCUUUAGUUCAGUUUCAUCUCUAUCUAGUAUAUUCAUUCAUGUUCACACUAAUUCAAACAUAAUCUGAAUUGAAAUCCAAUGCGAAAGUAGUUUGGUGUCAUGGCUUACCUGUUUAAUAUAGCAUUCUCAUAAAAAAAAAAAAAUAAAAAAAAAAUGAUAUUUGACUACUCUUAUCUCUUUUCCAUCUCUGUCCAGUAUAUUAAUUCACAUUCAGACUAAUUGAAAUCCAAUUUGAAUUUAAAUUCAAAGUGAAAGUAAUUCAGUAUAACGACUUAACCAUUUAAUAUAAUAUUCUCAUCAAAAUGUCAGAAAAUUUCUAUUUAAUUACCAAUAAUUCAGUUUUAUCCCUGUUCAUUAUAUUAAUUUGCAUUCACACUAAUUCAAAUUGAAUCUGAAUUGAAAUUUAAUAUGAAAGCAGUUCAGUGUAAAGACAAAAUGACCACUCAGAAGUUUGUCUGCGUGUCUUUUCCCUGCUAUCCUUCACAUUCCAUGCCUGUUUUAUCUUUGUCUCUGUUUUCUGGAAUGUAGUGUAUCUUUCCUGGAGCUGUGUUCUUUCAUCUCAUCUCCACCUCUUUCCUCGCAUGUGUUUCCUCAUCCAUCAUUCACUUCUCAUGUGGCCAAUCACCCCUUUCACCGUUUUAACCAUCAUCUAUGUUAGAGUCAGGGUACAGUGAGAGAUAAAAAGAGUAGGUGAUGUGGAAGACUAUCAAGCUCACUGGUUUGAUAGGUACUCCAAGCUUCUUGUUGGUAGGUGCCUUCUGGUGCUUUUUAAGCUCAGUGUAUGUUAAUGUGUUCGGUUCAGUGAAGUGUCGAUUUCUGGGAAACUCCAGCAUGCACAUACAUAUGUUGCCUGUCAGUUGGCCUACAACAGAGAAUGUCUGAUUAUAGAAUGGUGUUAUGGGUAUAGCUGGUUUGUUAAGGGGUGUAAGAGUCAUUUAUUUUGGGGGUUAAUGCGAUUUAAUGUCAAUAAAAAGUCACAGUCAGAAUAGUAACAAUGGAAUGUCCUUUUUCAUGCACACAUUAAAUCUAAAUAUUGAAUAUAUUAAUGAGUAUAUGGAUGUCAAGGUUUACAAAGGGCGAGUGAAUGAGUGAAUAACAAAAUUAUCUAACAUUUUCACUGAAUAAUUUCAUUUCUGGUUCAAACGUGUAUUAUUUUACUCAUACGAAUGUAAAAUCUGUAAGUCAAAGUCAAAAACUGUUUAAUUGAUUAUCAUUGUCUGAAUAUUUGCAUGUUCUUCGAUGCCGUAGUAAUGGACCAACCACUGAGCUUUAUGAAGUGUUCUCAUGUCAUAUUUUAAUUUAUAAAUCACUUUAAUAACUUCUGUUAAAGUGUCUCUGUGUCCAGUUCAAGUCACGUGACGCUCAUCAACGAUUCAAAGAACUAAUCAAUGCUGGCAAAUCGUUGAUUAAAUGUUGAUUUAACGUUCAUUUCAGUCUGUCACUGUAUUUAUAUUUUUGUUUUGCAUUCUGCUGUAUUUCUUACCACUUUUUCCACUAUGCAGUUGCUCAACAGCUCUCUCUGGCUUACUGAAUGUAGUAACAAAACAAGUAAAAAGCCACUGUUGUGCACUACACAAAUUGCAUAGCGUUUAUUAUGUAGCCGUGAAUGACAGCUACAAACUACCAUAGCUCAAAGAAGUUUAUUCUAGAACAAAUGGCCCCUUCACUUUUUCUUGUUUCUGUGUGUUUCUGACAAACUAUUGUUUUGAAUCAGAACUAUUUUUUGUAAUGUAGGAAUCAUUUUAUCUCUAAACGCUGGCUGCCUCAGGGGUGCGUUCAGGCACUGGCAAACACUGUAUUCUGUCUAUGUGAAAAAGGUUGUAUCAAAUAGGUAUUUUGUAUAUCUUGUGAAAAUGUCUUUUUGCUACUUUUGUAUCUAGAGGAUGAAGAGAACUGCUUACUGUUAUAGAGUUAGAAUGUUACUGUUGAGUUUUAAAACAACCAAAAGAUCAGUGGAGAAAUCAGUUGCAGUUAAAAUGAAAUUUUGAAAAAUAGCUUUAACAGUCCGUUGGUUUGUUUGUUUGAAUGGUUUUAAACAUGUGGUACUGUACAGGUUUUAAGAUGACAUGUGCAUGUUCAUUGCUCACACUGAAACUAGGAAGGCAAAUGAAAUACAGUCUUGUUUUAAAAGCAGGUGUGACCAAAUAUUUGAUUAGAUGCUAUAAUUGAAGGCUGUACUGCCUAUAGUGGGGCUUAAUCUGUGCCACGCUAUUCAGAUUAACACAAUACCUUUUGCUUUAUUUCAUCUGCACAAAGUGUGAUGUUGCUCAUCAAUUUAUUAAAUAUAUGUAUACUACUGUACACUUUACAGCUUAUACAUAAAAAUAUUCAUGUACAGUUUGGGCUCUUUUUGUAUAACAUUUUUAAAAGGUUGAUAUCUGUAGAUAUGUUUUUUUUUUCUGUAGCUAUUAACAGCAAGACAAGAACAUUUGCUUGUAAUAAAGAAAUUUAAAUGUUUGAAA